Stegostoma tigrinum is the source of this 4169-nucleotide messenger RNA. It is a transcript of the gene slc17a6a, whose product is annotated as solute carrier family 17 member 6a. NCBI's taxonomy places the organism in Eukaryota, Metazoa, Chordata, Chondrichthyes, Orectolobiformes, Stegostomatidae. The transcript is spliced from 12 exons. Gene Ontology annotation, molecular function: L-glutamate transmembrane transporter activity; neurotransmitter transmembrane transporter activity. Bases 535 to 2280 code for a protein of 581 amino acids. Gene Ontology annotation, biological process: monoatomic anion transport; neurotransmitter loading into synaptic vesicle; synaptic transmission, glutamatergic. The record is from RefSeq and is a predicted model, not a curated record. Gene Ontology annotation, cellular component: synaptic vesicle membrane; excitatory synapse.
GCUGAAAUCCACUCAAAUCCCCGAGAAAGUUAGAGAACCAAUCGUUCCCCCUUACCCAGCGCCCCCACCCUCUCGAUCUAUAGCACUUCAAUUGUGCGCUGCUGCUAUCCAAGGUCCUGAAAACGCCCGCAGCCGCUUAUACUGAGUUAGCCACGCCAAGCACAGUCUUCGGGCAAAUUGCCACUGCUUGCAUGUAUGUACUUUAUUUGUUGCAAUCUGCAUCCAGGGAUUUAUUUAUUCAUUAUUUGUUUGGCCCUCUUCCAUUCACUGCAACAUUACAUUGUUGAAAUAAGGCUUUCUGAAGAUUAUGGCUGUUUCUGAAUGUUCAGUGUUUGGAUACGGGCGUCCAAAUAAGAUUUUUCCAUUUCCUCUUUGAAGUCGAGUUGCCGCAGAAUACCUGCUGAUGUUGGAGUCGCAUCCUCGUCUGUAGCUGGAGAGCACUCGGUCGUUUUAUCAAAUCAAUUCGAAUGAACAGUCAAGAUCUUUAGCAUGGCUCUUUCAUAAGAGAAUAUCUCCGAGCAAUUUCUGGAGGGUAUGGAUACUGUAAAGGAACGGGUUUUUGCUCCGGCCAAAGAGGGGAUCAAAAAUUUUGCUGGGAAGUCCCUUAGCCACUUGUACAGAGUCCUAGAAAAGAGGCAGCAACCCGCCGAAAAUAUCGAGCUGACAGAAGAUGGAAGGGUACAGAAUGUCCGGCCCAAGAAACCGCCGCUCUGCGAUUGUACCUGCUUUGGGCUACCACGCAGGUAUAUCAUCGCCAUCAUGAGUGGCCUGGGCUUUUGUAUCUCCUUCGGAAUCAGGUGUAAUCUUGGUGUAGCUAUCGUGGACAUGGUCAACAAUAGCACCAUUCAUCACGGGAAUACAAUUAUUAAGAAGAAAGCGACGUUUAACUGGGACCCCGAGACAGUAGGAAUGAUCCACGGUUCUUUUUUCUGGGGAUAUAUCCUCACGCAGAUUCCUGGAGGUUACAUAGCGUCUAGAUUGGCGGCGAACAGAGUAUUUGGUGCUGCCAUCUUUCUCACCUCGACUCUCAAUAUGCUCAUCCCAUCUGCAGCUAAAGUGCACUAUGGUUUUGUGAUAUUCGUCAGGAUCCUGCAGGGACUGGUAGAGGGAGUCACAUACCCAGCCUGCCAUGGCAUUUGGAGUAAAUGGGCUCCACCUUUGGAGAGAAGCAGACUGGCAACCACUUCAUUUUGUGGUUCAUAUGCUGGAGCAGUCGUUGCCAUGCCUCUAGCUGGGAUUCUAGUACAAUACACUGGAUGGCCCUCUGUGUUCUACGUGUAUGGAUCUCUUGGAAUAGUGUGGUAUAUGUUCUGGAUUCUGGUAUCCUAUGAAAGCCCUGCAGCGCAUCCAACUAUCACAGAUGAGGAACGCACUUACAUUGAAGAAAGCAUUGGAGAAAGUGCCAAACUUAUUGGAGGAAUAGAUAAAUACAAAACACCAUGGAAAAAGUUCUUUACCUCUAUGCCCGUCUAUGCAAUAAUUGUGGCGAAUUUCUGUAGAAGCUGGACUUUCUAUUUGCUGCUGAUUAGCCAACCUGCCUACUUUGAAGAAGUGUUUGGGUUUGAAAUCAGCAAGGUGGGCAUUCUAUCAGCUUUGCCCCACCUUGUCAUGACCAUUGUGGUACCCAUUGGUGGACAGAUUGCUGAUCACCUCAGAAGCAAGAGGAUACUUUCAACAACAAAUGUCAGGAAGAUCAUGAACUGUGGAGGCUUUGGCAUGGAGGCAACAUUUCUUCUUGUGGUAGGCUAUUCACAUACCAAAGGGGUUGCAAUUUCAUUCCUUGUCAUGGCUGUUGGUUUCAGCGGUUUUGCAAUAUCAGGAUUCAAUGUUAACCAUUUGGAUAUAGCGCCAAGAUAUGCCAGUAUUCUCAUGGGAAUUUCCAAUGGUGUGGGAACACUAUCUGGAAUGGUCUGUCCAGUUAUUGUGGGAGCAAUGACAAAGAACAAGACACAGAGAGAGUGGCAGUAUGUCUUUCUAAUUGCGGCCUUGGUGCACUACGCAGGAGUCAUUUUUUAUGGCCUUUUCGCAUCUGGUGAGAAACAGCCUUGGGCAGACCCUGAACAAACAAGCGAUGAAAAAUGUGGUUUUAUACAUGAAGAUGAACUGGCGGAAGAAACUGGGGACAUUACUCAGAAUUAUGGCACGACAAAGUCUUACGGGGCCACCACUUAUAGCAACGGUGGUUGGCCAAAUGGCUGGGAAAAAAAAGAAGAGUUUGUACAAGAGGAAGUUAAAGAUUCCUACUACUAUAAAGAACAUGAAGAAGGAGACUAUUCAUAACAGGGAAAAAAUUUAAAAAAAAUGUCUAUUCAAUAUUUUGUAGUGUUUGUGUCCAAGAUUCAUUGUGAUUGUUUGCACAGAAUUGUGUGGUGUGAAUGUCCACACAUAAGAAUGGCAUUGUUAACAGUGUACAACUUAACAAAGCGGCAUUUGAGUCCAAUCUGUACAAAAUGGUGGUGUGCAUCAUCUCAAUUCAGGCUUUACCAUUUUAGAAUGACUUGGUUUUUUUUUGGCGGGUGGGGGAUUAGGGGGAUUUCGAUUUCUGAUGGCUAACCCAUGAACUGCCAAGAGAUGUAACAGGAAUUAGAAUGUUUAAGUGCUGAGUCAAUCAGCAAGCGAUGCUUUGGGUGGCUUACUGGGUCCUUAAUCAAAUAAAGGGUAAAUUCCAACACAGGUGCUCAUCAGGAGGUUUAGGUUGUGAAUCAUUUUGUUAAAUUUCAGAUAUUGAAGUUAAUUUUAAAAUAUUCCAGUGGAUCUGAGCCAAAGUUUAAUGCACAUUAAAUAGAUGUUCAGAUAUUUGGAGCACGAAAAUCUCUCAUACAGGUCUUGGAAAUUAAAACCCAAUGCCCUGUGUACUUCCUAGAAUAUGCAUUUUUCUUAAAUGAAUAAUUUUAUUGAUAAAAUCCCAUUGAAUCAAUGCAAUAGAGUCUUCAUACAUUUGAUAGCCAAAAUGCAUGUAUCAUUAUGUCCAUCUUGGCUGUGUAGUAAGAUUGCCUUCAAUUUUCCAAUAAGCCAACCAAACAGUUUGUAUUUUACAAGUCUCGCCAUUAUUAUGAAAAGAAGUAUGCAAGAAAGAUUUGCAAUAGAACACACAUAAUAAUAAUUUAAUGUGAAUUAUUGAUAUUCUAGAUAAGUAAAUAGCUUUUAUAAUUAAAAAUAAACUUAUUUAAGAGUUAUCUGUAUUUGAAUACUGUUAGCACUCCAAAGAAAGAGAUUAUUUAUGAACUACAAAGCAGUCAAUGCUUUGCAAAUUUUUAACUUAUCUUAAAAAUCUUGGACAAAAAUUUAUCUUCACCCCAGAUGUAGGAUUUGCAUUAAAUAUUUGACUGACAAACCAGGAAAAGGAAGUUGGAGUGGCAAUCCUCAUCAAUAACCAAAGGUGGCAUGCCUCAUCAGGUUUAGGUGUUGCAUCACUCAACAUCCUUUUCGGCUAAGACCAUUUCCCCUCCAUACUAUUGGAUUCACCAAGGACUGCAGCAUUUGUGUAAAAAGCAAUAAAUACACAUAAUAACCUGCAUUGUCUUGUAUUCUUAAAUGUGCUCCACUAAUGUAGUUUGAUAUAGCUUUUGGUUGUAGGCAAGAAUUAUGCUGGAUUCAGCUUGAGACAUGCCGCACCCUAAAUUGAAAUCACUUUCCUCAGAUGAUCACAGUUCUGUUGAUUAUUGGUACAGUUCCCAAGUUGUGUCAACCAUUUGCUGCUAUACUGUGCAUUUCAGAUGGUGUAGGGGAAGGGGUUGUUUAUAUUUGCUGGCUAUACUGUACUAGUGGAUGGAGGCUGUUUUGGUGUCUGUUGUCCAGUAUACAAGUCGAGAAUGUCUUCUAUUACUAAAGGGGGAAACCUACUUGAACUGAAGGUGUUGCCCUUACUUUGUGCCUCAAAGUGCUGUGAAAUGUGAUCAUGCCGUUGCUGUGUACUUUGGAACGAUGUGGACUGUGUCACUUUUGUUGCUGCAAGAAGUGUUAAUAAAAAGUUCUAUCUAUACUUUUAUACAAAAGCCACGUUCUUCAAGCAAGAAGCUUAAAGAUGUUCAUUUUUACUUACAACAUGUCAUCAACAAUAGCAAAACAAUAGCAGACAGUAUUGGCCAUUUUAAGAGUUGUAAGCUUGUUACAAGAGUUUUGGGCAUAAUUAGGAUGUUUGUAUCAUUAGACCCUAUCGAAAAUGAAAU